Messenger RNA from Oenanthe melanoleuca, 814 nucleotides. Its product is annotated as feather beta keratin-like. The coding region runs from base 25 to 507 and encodes 160 amino acids. Gene Ontology annotation, cellular component: intermediate filament. Lineage: Eukaryota; Metazoa; Chordata; Aves; Passeriformes; Muscicapidae. The transcript has 2 exons. Gene Ontology annotation, molecular function: structural constituent of cytoskeleton. The record is from RefSeq and is a predicted model, not a curated record.
GGAAUCGUUAGCAAUUGGCUGCUAAUGAGCUACAAGCACAAUUUUUGUCCCAGGUCCUCGGGCUCUCUGGGCCAGGGUAUAAAACCAGGCGGGUCAGAGGAGCUAAAACCACUCCUGCUUUAUCCUCCUGGGAGAAAAGGAGCUCCUCGUUUUCCAGACUCACCGCCCACAGCCAUGUCCUGCUACGACCUCUGUGCCCCAACAUCCUGCGGCCCCACCCCGCUGGCCAACAGCUGCAACGAGCCCUGUGUCCGGCAGUGCCAGGACUCCACCUACGUGAUCCAGCCCUCGCCCGUGGUGGUCACCCUGCCCGGGCCCAUCCUCAGCUCCUUCCCCCAGAACACCGCCGUGGGAUCCUCGGCGUCCGCGGCCGUCGGGGAUGCUCUGAGCGCCGGGGGUGUCCCCAUCUCCUCGGGCAGCUCCUCGGGGCUCGGCGCUUUGGGGUACUCCGGUUUGGGGGGGCUUUAUGGAAGGUCCUACCGGCGCUCCAACCGCUGCGGGCCCUGAGGAAGGGUCGGGAAGGGAAGGAGCAGGAGAUGGAAAGCGCGAUCCGGAUGCAGGACUGAGCCCGUGCCCACCCGCUUGCUGACCCUCUGCCCUGAGCUCUGGGGCUUGGUCUUUCCCAUUUGAUGCCUUUCUGUGCUGUCAGGGAGGUGAAAAAUGCCACUCGAUUGUCGCUGGGUGUCCAGCUGUAAAGCACUGCCUUGAAAAAUGGGUGAUCAAUUUUAAUCCGUAUUCAGCCCUUCUGCUUUCUUACUCUGCAUUUUUUUUUUUUAAAUUCCACUUCUUGCUCAUUAAAUCGUUGGUGCAUCAC